AUGCCUGAUCGACUCCCAAUGGCGCUUUGUUAUACUCAGGCGAACAACAUGAAAGGGAAGACGACGAUUCACUGCCUUUUCCCGGAGAUUUUGGCCAUUAUUUUCAGCUAUUUAGACAUCAGGGAUAAGGGAAGAGUCGCCCAGGUCUGUUCGAAAUGGAGGGAUGCGGCUUAUAGUCGUUUAGUGUGGCGUGGAGUACAAGCAAGGCUACAUUUGAGGAGGUCAAAUCCGCAUUUGUUUCCUUCCUUAGCGAAACGUGGUAUUCGUAAAAUACGAAUUCUUAGUCUAAAGAAGAGCCUUAGCUACGUUAUACAAAGCUUGCCAAAUAUCGAGAGUCUGAACCUUAAAGGAUGUUACAAUGUCACGGACAUCGGCGUUGGACAUGCGUUCGUCAAAGAUCUUUCGUCUUUGACAGUGUUAAAUCUAAGUUUGUGUAAACAAAUCACGGAUACAAGUCUUGGACGGAUCGCUCGCUUUUUAAGCAAUUUAGAAGUGCUGGAUCUCGCUGGUUGCUGUAAUAUAACUAACACAGGUCUGUUGCUUUGUGCUUGGGGUCUGCCGAAGUUAAAGUAUCUAAAUCUUCGAAGUUGCCGACACAUUUCGGACACCGGCAUAGCGCACCUCGCCGGUUUGAACGCAAGUUCGGCCCGUGGGAACAAGAAUUUAACUACUUUGUGUUUACAAGACUGUCAAAAGAUAACUGAUAACGCUCUAAGCAACAUAGCUAAAGGACUAGUUCAUCUGCAGUCGAUCAAUUUGAGCUUUUGCUGUGGAAUUACGGAGAGCGGACUCUCGCACUUAGCCACACUUCGAAGCUUGAGAGAAUUGAAUCUUCGGUCUUGUGAAGGAAUUGGCGACGAAGGCAUAGCGCAUUUGGCCGUAGGAGGCCUUAAUUUGAUGAGUUUGGAUGUUAGCUUCUGCGACAAGGUUGGCGACGGUGCUCUCAAUCAUAUAUCAAACGGACUACAUCAUUUGAAAAAUUUAGGAUUGAAUUCUUGCCAUAUCACCGACGAAGGUCUUGGCAAAGCGGCACGAAGUCUUCACGACCUUCGUGUGUUAAAUAUUGGACAGUGUACGCAAAUUACAGACAUCAGUUUAGCCUCUAUCGCGGAUAAUUUGACUAGUAUUACGAACAUUGACUUGUAUGGUUGUACCAAAGUCACAAAGACAGGAUUGGAGAAACUUAUGCAUUUGCCACAUUUACAAAUUCUUAACCUGGGUCUAUGGCAAAGAUGA
This is a messenger RNA of Porites evermanni, 1236 nucleotides long. The record is from the annotation of a GenBank genome assembly. Lineage: Eukaryota; Metazoa; Cnidaria; Anthozoa; Scleractinia; Poritidae.